AUGAAGACUUCAAUCGUCGCGCCGCGCCGUCGUGCUUCAAGAGCUUCGCCUCUUGGGAGUACGAGCUCGCAGAAGUCCCGAGUCACCAAAAGGUCAAGUGCCCAAUCAUCUCCUAUGAAAGAACCACGCAGGAGAAGGCCCACCACGCAGAGAGCCCUGGCCCCUGACGCCGAGGCCGUCAACCCGACGAACGAUGCUCCCGGUAAUGCCAAGAGACCGCAAGCCCAGAGCUAUCAGAUUGAUGGUAUAUCCAAAGAGCGUCGAGCGCGCAGGUGGCGCAAUCACCCCCCUCAGGCUUACUUGGAGCGAUUGGAACGAAUUCGCCGGACAAAAAUGAUUGUCGUACAACACUCUGUCGGUGGUACUCGUGAGUGCCCAGAGAUCUCCUUUGACGUGGUCGGCUCAACUGGCAACAUUUAUGGGGUUGUCAUCAGGAAGGAGCCAGUCUGCGACUGUCCCGAUGGGUUGAAGGGCAAUCAGUGCAAGCACAUCUGCUACAUGCUUUUUCAUGCCCUCAAAGCGCCUUCCCACCUCCAGUAUCAACUCGCCUUCCUGUCUUCGGAACUCCGUGAAAUGCUCGAGGGGUCUCCCCUCAGUCAGGUGGACGCUACCAGCACCGAAGACACUGACGGCAAGCGCAAGCCUUUGGAAGGUGAUUGUCCUAUUUGCUUUAUGGAAUUUGAACCCGAUGAACAAACAGUCUGGUGCAAAGCUGCAUGCGGAAACAACAUGCACAAGACAUGCUUCGAACAAUGGGCGGCAGCGUCGCGCGACAAGGGUGUUCGCUGCGUUUACUGGGCCUCUACCGAUUGCGUGCAUGAAGGCUAUGUCAACGUGGCAGAACAAUUUGGCUUGUCUCGAGAACGCGACUUUUCCGUCUACUCGCCUUUCUCAACUGCCCGAUGGCGGUCCUCCUCGUCGCGGCGUGGUGCCUCUGAAUGGUAG
Messenger RNA from Penicillium maclennaniae, 945 nucleotides. RefSeq names its product RING finger domain protein. Bases 1 to 945 code for a protein of 314 amino acids. The transcript is spliced from 6 exons. The record is from RefSeq and is a predicted model, not a curated record. Gene Ontology annotation, molecular function: ubiquitin protein ligase activity; zinc ion binding. NCBI's taxonomy places the organism in Eukaryota, Fungi, Ascomycota, Eurotiomycetes, Eurotiales, Aspergillaceae.